Messenger RNA from Aphidius gifuensis, 1812 nucleotides. RefSeq names its product CAAX prenyl protease 1 homolog. Gene Ontology annotation, biological process: CAAX-box protein processing. The record is from RefSeq and is a predicted model, not a curated record. The transcript has 4 exons. The coding region runs from base 205 to 1554 and encodes 449 amino acids. Gene Ontology annotation, molecular function: metalloendopeptidase activity. Gene Ontology annotation, cellular component: endoplasmic reticulum membrane. Lineage: Eukaryota; Metazoa; Arthropoda; Insecta; Hymenoptera; Braconidae.
CAGUUGGUGUGUGCGUGACAAAUAAUAGACAAAAUAAAUUAUUAUUAUUAUCAAUCUAACCACAACGAAAAAGUAAAAAAAAACUCGUCACCGGGCAAAUAUUAAACAAGUUGUUAAUAAAAUUAAAUUAAAUUCAAUAAUAAAUUAAUGUAAAUAAGUAAAAAUUAUUAAUUAAUUAAUUAUUUGAAAAUAAUUAACAUCAUAAUGUUUUCAAAUUGGUCCUUACUGCACUUGAUGGAUCACGAUUUUCACAAGAAAUAUAUGCUACAAGAACUUCUUGUUGUAAUAUGGAUUUUAUACAUUUGGGAAGUGUAUCUAAGUAUUCGUCAGAGAAAACUUAUGAAACGACUUGAUAAAUUACCAUCAAGCCUCGAGGGAAUAAUGACUGAAGAUGUUUAUCAAAAAGCACGACUUUAUGCACUUGAUAAAAAUCUUUUUGGCAAUAUUAAUGAUUCUUGUUCAACAAUAAUAAAUACAGCAUUUAUUUUAUGUUAUUCAUUUCAUUAUUGUUGGAUUUUAAGUGGUGAUAUUGUAAAAUUAAUGGGUUUAAAUUCAAAUGAAAUACUUGAAAGUUCAAUAUGUUUAUUUAUAAUGAGUACAUUAUCAUUUUUUAUUGAUUUACCAUUUAAAAUAUAUAAUACAUUUGUACUUGAAGAAAAACAUGGUUUUAAUAAACAAACUGGUUUAUUUUUUAUAAAAGAUCAAAUACUUAAAUUUACAGUAUCACAAUUAAUUGGACCAAUAUUUUUAUCUGGUUUUAUUUGGAUUGUACAAAAUGGUGGUGAUUAUUUCUUUUUUUAUAUAUGGAUAUUUACUGUUGUAUUGACAUUAUUUAUGUCAAUAAUAUAUCCAGAAGUUAUUGCACCAUUAUUUGAUAAAUAUUCACCAUUACCAGAGGGUGAACUUAAAACUAAAAUUGAAGAACUUGCUGCAUCACUUAAAUUUCCAUUAUAUAAAUUAUAUAUUGUUGAAGGAUCAAAACGUUCAUCACAUAGUAAUGCAUAUAUGUAUGGUUUUCAUAAACACAAGAGAAUUGUAUUAUUUGAUACACUUGUUAAAGAAUAUUGUAAAGCUAAUGAAAAAAGUGAUAGAGAAUUUGGUUGUGAAAUUGAUGAAGUUGUUGCUAUUUUGGCACAUGAAUUGGGACACUGGCAAUUUAAUCAUACAAUCAAAGGAUUGGCAUUGGCACAAAUAAGCUUUGUUAUGAAUUUUGUACCAUUUGCAAUGUUACUUAAUUAUCAACCAAUGUAUGAUGCAUUUGGUUUUACAGACUGUCGACCAAUUUUCAUUGGUCUUAUUAUUGUCGUUAUGUUUAUUCUUACUCCUCUUAAUACGAUGUUUGGUGUAUUUGUAACAAUAAAUUCAAGACGUUUUGAAUUUCAAGCUGAUGAAUUUGGUAAAAAACUUGGAUAUGGAGGUCAACUAAAGAAGGCAUUGAUUAAAUUGCAAAAAGAUAAUUUGUCAUAUCCAUUAUUUGACAAAUUAUAUUCCGGCUGGCAUCACAGUCAUCCACCACUACUUGAAAGACUUGAACACUUAGACAAAGAAGACUAAAUGGCGAGUAAAAAUUAUUCAUUGCUAGGUGAAAAAACAAAAAACAAUUAUUUCUAAUUUUUUUUUUUUUUUUAUCUUAAUCAAUUUCUCAAUGUGCUUUAUUGUUUUCUUGAUGUAUUUAUAUAAUUUUUGAUAACAUGGAAAUUGUUUUCAUGGACCAAAGAUGAUUCCUUGAUUUUGAUAAUUUUUUUAUUUAUAAAUAAAAUCAAUUUUCAUAAUUUUCAAUUAUAUCUGAUAUUGCAUUCAACCAUACAACAA